AUGAAGAUCGAUCAUGUCUCGAUGGUGAAAAUCGUCUCCGCUAAAAGAAUCGUGCGACGGAAUUUGAGUUCGUCGGAAACGGUCCCUGAAAUCAGGUGCUUUGCUCUUGAUUUCAACAGUAUAUCCGUUUGCUGGAUUGGGAUCAUAUACAAUGAUCCUUUGUUGAGAUCACUACGUUUUCAGAAUGAUCCCCGACCCCAUAUCUUUUUAGAUUUCAUUCUCCUUGGAUGUGCAGUAGAUCAAGUGUUAAUGGUUUCAAGUGAAUGUACUAACGUGUGUUCCAACAAUCAUUGUCUAAUGGCAGCUAUGACGGUACAAAAGUUGGAUGAUUUGUUGUGGAAAUCCGGAGGAGAAGAUCUGCAAGGUUCCUAUCCGUUUAGAUCUGAAUGUCAAGCAGAUGUCCCCAGGAACAGAUUCAAAUCAAGGGCUGGCGAAACUCUAAGUGCUAGGAGAUGGCAUGCUGCGUUUACUGAAGAUGGACGUUUGGAUAUGGAAAGAGUUCUUCGACGUAUACCAGCGAGGAGGAAUUCAUCGAAGAUCAAAGCAGAGGUUUGGGAGUUUUUUAGGAGGCUACGAUCCAGACAGCAUGUUUGA
Arabis nemorensis is the source of this 594-nucleotide messenger RNA. The record is from the annotation of a GenBank genome assembly. Lineage: Eukaryota; Viridiplantae; Streptophyta; Magnoliopsida; Brassicales; Brassicaceae.